Myodes glareolus (Bank vole) is the source of this 5354-nucleotide messenger RNA. NCBI's taxonomy places the organism in Eukaryota, Metazoa, Chordata, Mammalia, Rodentia, Cricetidae. The record is from RefSeq and is a predicted model, not a curated record.
CUGACGCUGUAAGCCCAGAGCCACGGGAUCGCCGGCCGCACAGGACGCGGACUGUCACUGUGGAUGCGCCGAGCUCACCAACCGGAGACACCGGCUUCUGGGGAGCAUCAGACCUUUUCCUCCAGACUCCACAGCUCCCGAUCCCGGGUAAACAGCGUUCGGGGCGGAAGGCGAUGUUUGCGGGAACCCACCGCGGUCCCCCGGGGAACCGGGCGCCUCCGUUCGCGCGUCUCUGUUGCAUCUCGGCCGCGCUGGGGAUGCUGUGGUCCCCCGCGACGCUGGCAUUCAACUUGGAUGUGGACAAGCUCACGGUGUACACUGGCCCCGAGGGCAGCUACUUCGGCUAUUCACUGGACUUCUACAUACCUGAUGUGCGCACAGCCAGCGUCUUGGUGGGGGCGCCCAAAGCCAACACUAGCCAGCCGGAUAUCGUGGAAGGCGGAGCUGUCUACUACUGUCCCUGGCCCGCAGAGGGGUCUGCACAAUGCAAGCAGAUACCGUUUGACACCACCAGUGGAUCUGCAAAUCCCAAUGGAAAUGUCUUCUUCCUCCAAGAGGCUAAACAAAGUGGCAAUUUUGGCAAGAGUUUUGGAGAAAGCAAAGACUUAGAAGCCUGUGCCCCUUUGUACCACUGGAGAACUCUGAAACCUAACCCAGCAAAGGACCCUGUUGGCACAUGCUAUGUAGCGAUUCAGAACUUCAGUGCUUAUGCUGAGCACUCUCCUUGCCGCAACAGCAAUGCUGAUCCUGAAGGCCAAGGUUACUGCCAAGCAGGCUUUAGUCUGGACUUCUAUAAGAAUGGAGACCUCAUAGUGGGAGGACCCGGAAGCUUUUACUGGCAAGGUCAGGUGAUCACUGCCAGCAUAGCGGAUAUCAUUGCAAAUUACUCAUUUAAGGAUAUUCUAAGAAAGCUGGCAGGAGAAAAGCAAACAGAUGUGGCUCCAGCUUCCUACGAUGACAGCUACCUUGGCUAUUCAGUUGCUGCUGGAGAAUUCACUGGGGACUCUCAGCAAGAAUUGGUUGCUGGGAUUCCAAGAGGAGCACAGAACUUUGGAUACGUCUCCAUCAUUAACUCCACAGAUAUGACCUUCAUUCAGAAUUUUACUGGUGAGCAGAUGGCAUCUUAUUUCGGAUACACAGUGGUGGUAUCAGAUGUUAACAAUGAUGGAAUGGAUGACAUAUUGAUCGGGGCACCUCUCUUUAUGGACCGUGAAUUUGAAAGUAAUCCUCGAGAAGUAGGGCAGGUCUACCUGUACCUACAAGUGAGUGCCCUCCUCUUCCAAGACCCACAGGUCCUCACCGGCACAGAGACUUUUGGGAGAUUCGGUAGCGCUGUGGCCCACUUGGGGGACCUGAACCAAGAUGGAUACAACGACAUCGCCAUCGGCGUGCCCUUUGCAGGCAAGGACCAAAGAGGUGAAGUGCUCAUUUACAACGGCAACCCAAAAGGCUUACACACCAAGCCUUCCCAAGUUCUGCAGGGAAUGUGGGACUCACACACCAUCCCUUCUGGCUUUGGUUUUUCUCUAAGAGGAGAUGCAGACAUAGACAAGAAUGAUUACCCAGAUUUACUUGUAGGAGCAUUUGGAAAAGGGAAAGUAGCUGUCUACAGAGCAAGGCCAGUUGUAACAGUGGAUGCCCGGCUCCUGCUACACCCGAUGAUUAUCAACCUUGAAAAUAAAACCUGCCAGCUUCCAGACUUCCCCACACCUGUAGCCUGCUUCUCUCUAAGAGUCUGUGCAUCUAUAACAGGCCAGAGCAUUUCAGAUACAAUAGCUCUGGUGGCUGAGGUGCAGCUGGAUUUCCUGAAGCAAAAAGGAGCCAUCAAGCGGACGCUCUUCCUCCAUAACCACCAGCCCCACCUCACGUUCCCCUUCGUGAUAAGGCAGCAGAGAUCCCUCCACUGCCAGGAUUUCAGCGUUUACCUCCGAGAUGAAACUGAAUUCCGAGAUAAAUUAUCUCCAAUCAACAUUAGCCUGAACUACAGUUUGGAUGAUUCCACCUUUACAGAUGGCCUGGAAGUGAAACCCAUUUUGAACCACUACAGGGACAAUGUAGUUACUGAGCAGGCUCACAUCCUGGUGGACUGUGGAGAAGACAAUCUAUGCAUCCCCGACUUGAAGCUGUCAGCUAGACCAGAUAAGCAUCAGAUAAUUAUCGGGGAUGAAAAUCACCUUAUGCUCACAAUAAAUGCAAGAAAUGAAGGAGAAGGAGCCUAUGAAGCUGAACUCUUCGUUAUGAUCCCUGAGGAAGCAGAUUAUGUUGGGAUUGAGCGCAACAGCAAGGGACUGAGGCCGCUGAGCUGUGAAUACAAGAUGGAAAAUGUGACCAGGAUGGUGGUGUGUGACCUCGGGAACCCAAUGGUGGCUGGCACGAACUUUUCUCUGGGCCUCCGAUUUGCUGUUCCUCGUCUUGAGAAAACAAAUACGAGCAUUCACUUCGAUCUCCAAAUCAGAAGCUCCAACAAGGACAAUCCAGACAGCAAUUUUGUGAGCCUGCAAAUCAACAUCACCGCUGUCGCUCAAGUAGAAAUAAGAGGAGUGUCUCACCCUCCGCAGAUUGUUCUGCCCAUCCACAACUGGGAACCAGACAAGGAGCCCCACAAGGAGGAGGAAGUCGGUCCUUUGGUGGAGCAUAUUUAUGAGCUGCACAAUAUCGGACCCAGCACCAUCAGUGACACCAUUCUGGAAGUGGGCUGGCCAUUCUCAGCACGAGAUGAGUUUCUCCUCUAUAUUUUUCAUCUUCAAACUCUGGGGCCUCUGCGGUGUCAAACAAAUCCUGAGAUCAACCCACAGGAUAUAAAGCCAGCUGCCUCCCCAGAGGACACCCCCGAGCUCAGCGCCUUCCUGAGAAACGCUACAAUUCCUCAUCUUGUCAGGAAGAGGGAUGCGCCAGUGGUCCAGCUCCACAGACAGAGCCCUGCAAAAAUACUGAACUGCACAAACAUUGAGUGCUUGCAAAUCUCUUGUGCAGUGGGACGACUGGGAGGAGGAGAGAGCGCAGUCCUGAAGGUCAGGUCGAGACUGUGGGCCCACACGUUCCUCCAGAGAAAGAACGAUCCCUAUGCUCUUGCAUCCCUGGUGUCCUUUGCAGUGAGGAAGAUGCCCUAUAAAGACCAGCCAGCGACACACCCCACCGGGAGCAUAGCAAUUAAGACGUCGGUUAUCUGGGCCACGCCGAAUGUCUCUUUCUCGAUUCCACUGUGGGUCAUAAUACUAGCAAUCCUUCUUGGCUUGCUGGUUCUGGCCAUCUUAACUUUAGCUUUAUGGAAGUGUGGCUUCUUUGAUAGAGCAAGACCGCCUCAGGAUGAAAUGACAGACAGGGAACAGCUGACCAGUGACAAGACCCCGGAGGCAUGACUCGGAAAUGCGAAGCCCUAAAAUUCAAACACUGGUCCUGUUCAGAGAAAGAAGGGACAUGACUGCAAACUGAUCAGAGCCUUCCAUCCGGGCCAGUGACCUAGGAAUGGAAGGUGCCUAAGGGAGCACCUCGUCUGCUCCAUGCACGGGCACGGAGUGCAGAGAACCCUGACACUGUAGAAACAACCGGCAAUUGUGACAAUUCCUGUUGCUUUCACCAUUUCACAUCUGGCUGAGAGUUUGGAAUGGCUGUGGGAACUCAGACGGCUGUCCAGAUCAGCCCAAUGUGACUUUAAAAACUGAGUCCUACAGAGAUGUGAUGAACUAAGGUUAACACUACUGUAACCCACUGGACUCUCUGACACCUCCCGACAGAAGAGCAGCCUUCCUAAGGAUGCGGUGGCUCAGGGAGACAAGCAAUGUGUUGUCAGGACUGUGAAAGUACUUGUGGAACAACAGAGAUCAUUUAGUUAAGUGAGAGCAAAAAAAUGUAUUUAUUUAUUUUCCAUUUCUCUAGGUAGAGAAUCAGGCCAUCUAGAGGAUAUCGAAAUUAAGAUUUAGUUGGCUAGAUUUCAACAUCACUCAGCUUAUUUCUUCUUAAGACAUCUACUCCAUGAACAUAACAUGUUUAAUUGGGCUUCUUAGUGUGUUAGACGGUGUUGCACACAAAUUGAUAUUAGGGGUCAGUUUCGCUAAUGUCUUGCUGCCUGCUACCCAGAGUUAUCUUUCUUCGUGCUCUAGAGGAACUCACAUCUGCAUAAUUCAACACAAAAUUUUGUAUUUACAGUUCUUUUUGUACAUGUGAAAAACUAUUUCCACCGAUUUCUUUAAAUAAUUCAUUUCAAGGUACUCACUACCCUGAUGGUGUUUGAAAGUACGGGCACAAGCUGUAGAGUCCAUAUAAAAAGCAAUUUAACUAUAUGGGUGAAUCUUAUUUUUAUAGUUUACACACCAUUAUUUAGCUUGGGAUCUACACACCUGUUUUUGUUGUAAUAUCUCAUGCUUAUAUAAAAGAGAAAAUGUGUUGAGUAUAAAUCAGAUGGAGAUAUAUGCAGUUAUACAGGUGUGAGGCAAAGGGAAAACUCACUCCUGAGGACCUAACAAUAUUUUUAAAGCUUCAUUACCCACUCCUUACUAUUAAUCUUUCCUAGAAUGUAAUCUUGGAAAAAUAAUCUUCUAUACUUAAACUAUUUUACCAUCAUCUUUACUUAGUCAUCCAGAAAAUGUUGCUUAAAGCUCUUGUAAACAAUACAUAAUCAUUUGUAAUGUUACCAUUUUGAAGUAAUAUUGACCAACCAAAAUGCAUAUGAUGAUCUGCACAAUUUUAUAUCCUUUUUGUAAUAAUGAAAAAUUGCUAGGGAGAAAUGCUGAACAAAAUUUUAUGUGCAAUAUAUAAAAGACCUAUGUAUCUGAGGCAUGUUUACACUGCAUCCGUUAUUUUCUUAAUUAAUAUCCUGAAUACUAAGUCUGAUACAACAAGCUGAACAAAAUCCUAACCCUUACAAAACUGUCUGGAAAAUCUGUGUCUCAAUUUCAACAGUGACACUUUGUUUGAAAGAUGAGCCAAAUUCACAGACAGUAAAUUUUAUGUGGUGCCUUAACCUGGAAAGGAGCCACUUGGCUUCAGCUGCCAAAGUUCCUUGGAAAGCAAAUGAAAGACACAGAGACAAAUAUCAUUGCUGUUCAUCGUCCCCUGCUUGUUAAUUAAAUCUGUCCCGGUAGCUGGCUCAUGUCUACCAGGAGCUCACAUCUAGCUCCCAGUCUGUGUGAUUAGUGUAUGGGCAGCUUUGCGCUUGCCUCAAAGAGUUUUGAGGGUUCCAUACCAGCCUCUGGAGUUGUCGUCACUGUUCGUCUUUUUGAUAGAACCAGUUUCAUAAGCAGAAAGCCAUCUAUAUGAUAUAGUUUGAGGGAUGACAAACAGCUCUCUCUACACUACAUAAUGACGUAACUUUUGUGAUUCCUGAUAUGGGACCAAUAAAAACUCCUCAGAAGUUU